This is a messenger RNA of Boeremia exigua, 2447 nucleotides long. Its product is annotated as GTP binding protein-like protein. Gene Ontology annotation, molecular function: guanyl-nucleotide exchange factor activity. The record is from RefSeq and is a predicted model, not a curated record. The coding region runs from base 231 to 2144 and encodes 637 amino acids. The transcript has 6 exons. Gene Ontology annotation, cellular component: cytosol. NCBI's taxonomy places the organism in Eukaryota, Fungi, Ascomycota, Dothideomycetes, Pleosporales, Didymellaceae. Gene Ontology annotation, biological process: positive regulation of GTPase activity.
GUCAGGAGCAUCGCAAUGCUUAUGGUUUGUUGUGCGCGCGUCAUCUUGGCGGUGAUUAGACCUUUGGUCGUUUUUACGUCUUAUCCAUUUGUGGUCGAGACCACGUCACUGGAACUUGUAUGAGAAGGGAAUUUACGGAAAACUCAUCGUGCAACAAUCGUUCUCUAAUUCUUGCAUGUGAGCUCUGAAAUUGAAAUCGUCAUCUCUCAAAUCUCAGUCUGGUUCCCACAAUGACGACGAACGAGGAGCCUGGAAGAACCCUGCCAGAAGAGGUAUCGGCACUACUUAGCAUGGGUCCCGAUGCUUCAGUUGAUGUGAUUGCAUCGCUCAAGACGCUGCACAACAGGUUCACGACCACUCCUGACAGUGAACCAUCAGAGCAAGCACUACAGCAGCUGGGCACGGCUGCUGGAAAACAAAAGGCCUGGCAAGACCUGUUCCGAGAAGCAGGCCUGCUUGACUACGUGCUACGAAAUCUUGGUGAUGUAGGCGUACCACUUGCGUUGCGCAGACAGUACUUGCGGAUAAUCGGAAACUGCGUAGCUGACAACGAUGUCAACCGAGAGUUGGCCACCAAAGAUAUAACAAAGAUCGUCGACUGUCUGCCAUCAGAUGAUCUGACAGCAGUCGCUCUUGCAGUACUCUUCAAUCUCUGUAACGACUUUGACCCUUCCAAGGCUGCAGCUGCGGUGAUCAGACUUGAUUUUACGCUAUCUGGGUACCUUGUUGGCCACCGGAUUCCAGAUGCCGCGAUUGAUUAUGCAACGGAGCUUCUCACAUGGACCACCGAGAAGCUCACAGCAGCACAAUUCAAUGACGAUGUAUCGCUCGAUACAUUCAGCGAUCUCGUCAAAGUGGCACUGGACUACGACGAGGAUCAUUAUCAUGAGUACAUCGCCAUCUUAGUUCACUAUCUGCAGGAUCCCGAGUUCCAAGCAAAGAUUGCGACCCCAGGACUACUCGGUGACCUCAUUACACUGAUGCUAGAUUUCGAAUCUCGACUUUCAAUGGCAGAAGUCGAAGCUGUGUUCGAAGAGUUAGCCAUUUCCAAUAGUACCGAGACGACGACGACGGCAACCAACACGAAUGUGCUCCUCGCGGCGCAACUGAUCGGAAACAUUUCAGCAAUUUCCGCCACCGAUCUAUUCGCACAGCGGUUCGACGUUCGGAGUCAAGCGACUGAGACCUUUCGAGCCAAACUAAACGCUUCGCCCUUGCCGUCCACAAUAUGCGCCUGCGUUGUGCUUGGCAAUCUGGCUAUGUCGAACGAAGUGUGUACCAACAUGGUCAAGAUUAUGGAGCUACAUCUACCGCUGGCCCGUAUCCUGUCUUCGAGCAGUAAACCGGCUCUACUCUACGCUGCUGCAGGUUUCAUGCGCCAUCUCACAUUCCCCGAAGAGAACCGGGAAUUGCUGGCAGAUGCUGGCCUCCUCCAAAUCUGUGCCAAGUUGCUCAAGCAGAAAGAUGCUGCUGUUAGCGGCGAGGCGGCAGCCAUGAUUGGCAAGCUUGUUACGAACAACUUGCAUAACAUCAUCAAGGUCGUCUGCGAGAAAGUCGGUGAGGUCGUUGUCCCAGAUGCUCACCCGAUUGUAGGGGUUGAAGCUUCUUCAGAAUUGACCAUCCUUCACCAAAUUGUCGAACAGGCACUCGCGCCUGCGAGGCCGCUACCUAGUACAGCGAUGAAGAAUCCAACAGUUGAACUCAGCCGUUCCAUUGUCACAAUCCUUCGGUUCCUUGGAAGACCAAGCGCAGAAGAUCAGGUAGACGCUAUCAGAGAACAAAUGUUGAAUGUUACUCUGAUCGCUCGACCUUUAGCCAAGCUUGUGCGCCAAAGGUUCUACGCUGAUGCCAGGUCUGAAGGAUUGCUUGGUCUUGGACUGAUGGCGCAAACGGCCCAUGGCGCAAAGCUGGUAAUAGAAGAGAUCAAGGAAGACGAUGGAUUGCUGGCGGCUAUCCAAGAUUUUGCCGAAGGUAAGGAUGGAGGUGCGGCACAACAAGUCUCAUCUUCUUCGGGGAGAGAUUAUCAGAACGCAAUUGUUCUCCUGCAGGCAUUGCAAAAUAAUUUGCAUACGGAGGCCGAUCAAGCCCUCAGAGAUCAAGUCAGGAUCCUACAGGAAACUCUAGGCAGGAUGAUGGUACAGUAGCCCAGACAUCAGUACCUAAUGGAUUUAUGCAUUGCAUAGAAGAUUGUGGUGAAUGUAACGCCACAGUCUCCCCAUGAUAGUGGAUCAAACAGAGGUAGACAAGUAUACAACCAACCACAACACUUUCAUUUGCAACAAGAUGAACGUCCGACAAAUGACAAACGCUCGAUUUGAAGUGAAGUCAGCAAGUGGCAAUCGUAGCCUCUGCAGUGUAGGGAAAAUGUGACGCAGGCGUAAUCACCCGAGUUCUGAUUGGCCAAUGUUGCAUCAUCAGGUCACAGCGCUGCUAUCGAAGGGUCCAUG